AUGGCAUUGCCGCUGAGUUUUUUCACACCAUCCUCGGACAGGGAGACGUCAAGAGAUACCAGCAAGAAUGGAAGUGGUUGUGAAGAGGAGGAUUUUCGCCUAUGUAACGGAGCCUCAUCGACAGUUGACGCUCAGUCUCCAAAUGUCAGCCAAGUUAGUGCAAAUGCUGCCUCCAUUUCGGAACACAAUCCUGACCUUGGUUCAAAGGAUAGCGCAUCAAAGGUUCGCAUCCGGAAGAGACGGGAUCGUCCGCUAAGUUUAACAAAAAGUGGUGUGGCCAGAAAAGGACGGAAAACGUACACUGAACGAGAUCUGGUGAGUCCUUCCUACUAUUCCUUUGUGAUCUAUUAG
Molecule: messenger RNA, 351 nt
Organism: Ostertagia ostertagi
Lineage: Eukaryota; Metazoa; Nematoda; Chromadorea; Rhabditida; Trichostrongylidae
Source: the annotation of a GenBank genome assembly